AGCUGGUUUGAGCCCGUGUGCAUGUGUAUGCAUAUUUGUAGUUGUUCAUUUCGGAGAUGGCCACGAGCUGCACGCUGGCUGCAUUUAAUAAAGUUUAAUUUAAACUAACUGCCCUUUUUGUUUAAUUAAAAACAAAACAGUAAAUUUGUAAAUUAAAAAAUACAAUCGUGCAGUGUAGUUCUGAGUUGCAAAUAACCGAUAAUUUAGCUAUACAUACGUAUGUACAUAUGUAUUUCAAAAGCUUGCUCGCAACUAAACUGUGUAUGUGUGUGAGUAUGUGUGUGUGCUUUUUGGAAUGUUGCUUUGCACGAAAUUCAAAUUGUGACCAUCCUUGAGAUUUUUCUUGUGAGUGAAAGAGGCAGAGAGACCAAACCGCACACAAUUAAAUAUGCAAAAAUUAAAUUGAAUACAAUUAUAAAAUGGACGAGCACACAUUGAAUGACCUGUUGGAAUGUUCGGUGUGCUUAGAACGCCUGGACACCACCUCAAAAGUACUGCCAUGUCAACACACCUUCUGUCGCAAAUGUUUGCUGGAUAUCGUGGCCAGUCAGCACAAGCUGCGCUGUCCGGAAUGUCGGGUAUUGGUAAAUUGCCGCAUUGACGAGCUGCCGCCAAAUGUUUUGCUAAUGAGAAUUUUAGAAGGCAUGAAGCAAAACGCUGGCAAAAAUGACAAUAAAUGCGAAGAGUUGACACUGCCACUGCCAUUGCAACAGGAAGUUCCACCCACACAACAGCAACAAAUACACCAGCAGAAACAACAAUCGCAACAAAUACCCCAGCAGCAACAAGAACAACAGCAAACAACACGCCAAAAGCAGCGUCGAUUUCUGUUGCCACACGCCUAUGCUUUAUUUGAUUUUGCUAGCAGUGAAGCGAGCGAUUUAAAGUUCAAAAAAGGCGAUUUGAUAUUGUUAAAACAGCGCAUUGAUAACAACUGGUUUGUUGGCCAAGCCAAUGGGCAGGAGGGCACGUUUCCCAUUAACUAUGUUAAGGUAGCGGUUGCUCUGCCCAUGCCACAGUGCAUUGCCAUGUAUGACUUCAAGAUGGGCCCCAGUGAUGAGGAGGGCUGUUUGGAGUUUAAAAAGAGCACUGUAAUCCAUGUGCUGCGUCGCGUCGAUCACAAUUGGGCCGAGGGCAGGAUUGGGCAAACAAUUGGCAUAUUUCCCAUUGCAUUUGUCGAGCUAAAUGCAGCAGCAAAAAAGGUGUUAGAAAGUGGCGUUAGUAAUCCCCCGCCACAGUCCACUGCUCAAUUGUUGCAACAGCAGCAGCAACAACAACAACGCGCUUUGCCACCGGUGCCACUGAUCGAUCCCACCCACAUAACAAACGAUUCCAGCACUGCCUCCUCCAACAGCAAUUCAUCCAACAAUAACAGCAGCAGCAGCAAUUCGAGUUCCACAUGCAGUUCCAACAACUGCAGUCCAAAUCAUCAAUCGUUACCCAAUACGCCGCAACAUGUGGCAGCUGCAACAGCUGCAGUCGGCUGUGGUUCAGUACGUUAUCGGGACAAGGGAGCCAAAGAGAAGCGACACUCGUUGAAUGCUCUUCUUCAGUCAGCGCCGCUGAGUUUGCUGCAAACCAAUCGCCAUUCCGCUGAGAUACUCAGUCUGCCACAUGAACUCAGUCGCCUAGAGCUUAACUCACAGGCAAAUGCAGCGACAACAGCAAUAACAGCAACACAAUCCUCUCAGACAUCUCGUGUGCUUAAGCACCAGCAACAACUGCCACCUACGCUGCCUUGGGGUUACCUCGCACUAUUUCCCUACAAACCAAGUCACUCCGAUGAGCUGGAGCUGAAGAAGGGCUGCGUUUACAUUGUCACCGAGCGGUGUGUGGAUGGUUGGUUCAAGGGUAAGAACUGGCUGGACAUAACCGGAGUCUUUCCGGGCAACUAUUUGACGCCGUUGCGCACACGUGAUCAACAGCAACUGAUGCAUCAAUGGAAAUAUGUGCCGCCUUGCACAGACCUGACAUCGACACCAGCUCAAUCGCUCGAUGUGCGUCUAAGCAAUAUGUUGCCUACACAGCCACCAGAUUUGCCACCACGACAGCAGCAGCAACAACAACAACAGCAGCAGCAGCCACAAACAACCACCAGCUGUUCGGUCUGGACAAAGCCAGUGGAGGCACUUUUUAGUCGCAAAUCCAGCGGCAAUACGGAAAGUAAACCGGAUGCCUCUGGCAGCAGUUCUGGCGCUGUUGGACUCAUGCGACGUUUGACGCACAUGAAAACGCGCUCAAAGUCACCAGGUGCGCCACUGCAACAACAACAACAACAACAGCAGCAGCCACAAGCGGCGCCCAAGGAAACACAAAUCAGCACAAGCAGCGCGGCAACUGAAUGCAUCGUCAAAGCAGCGCCAUUGCAUCCAGUGCAUGUUAGAUCCGGCUCCUGUCCCAGUCAGCUGCAGCAGAGUCAGCCACUGACGGAGUCAUCAGCAUCAGCAGCUCCAACUCCAGCACCAUCCAACGCAGGUCAACAGUUUCAGGCCAACAGCAGCAGCAGCAGCAUCUCAUAUGGAUCGCAGCGCAUCAAAGGCAACAAGGAGCGACCGCAUUUAGUUUGCGCCAGGCAAUCACUGGAUGCGGCCACCUUUCGUAGCAUGUACAAUAAUGCGGUUUCCCCGCCGCCGCCAUCAAGCCAUACACAAACCCAAACGCAGCUGCAUGCCAACAUGAUCAUUGCACCCAAUCAUCGCAAGACUCAGAGCCUAGACGCGGGUCAUGUGCUCAGCAAUGGUAGUAACAACAGCAGCAUCAUUACCGAGGCAGCCAUUAAGGCGAGUGCCACUACAAAGUCCGUGUACUGCACCCGAGAGAGUCGCUUUCGCUGCAUUGUUCCCUAUCCACCGAAUAGCGAGAUUGAGCUGGAGCUGCGUUUAGGUGAUAUUAUCUAUGUGCAGCGCAAACAGAAGAAUGGAUGGUACAAGGGCACACAUGCCCGCACACAUAAAACUGGUUUAUUUCCAGCUUCCUUUGUUGAACCGGAUAUUUAGAUUCUUUAGUACAUUCCUCGAUUCCUUACAUUUGUGGUGAAAUUCCAAAUUACACAUAUACAUUUGUCUAAAUUCCAUUUUUAAUCGCCGGCCGAUUUGUGCUUCCACAAAUGUUUUCCAAUCUUUUGCAAUCUUUUCGAAAAAGAACUGUUUGUAAUUCUAUACAUCGCUCGAAUAUUAAAUCUCGAUUAUGUAGUUUUUAUACGAUUUUUAAUCAAAAUAGAUUAAGCCCAAAUAAGAUGUACUUAAGAUGAUUAACAUUUAAUUAGCUAGCGAAAUCGAACUACGGAAAUUCGAACCAACGAAAAAACCUGUCUUUAUUCCAAUCUUCUGCGUCUCCUUUGUACUCUAAUUAGAAGUAAGAAACUAACAAUUGUUAUGCGCAGUACUUAUACAUAUAUACCAUAUAUAUAUACAUAUAUAUUAAUAAAAACACACAAAAAUCAA
This is a messenger RNA of Drosophila innubila, 3443 nucleotides long. It is a transcript of the gene POSH, whose product is annotated as E3 ubiquitin-protein ligase SH3RF1. Gene Ontology annotation, molecular function: ubiquitin protein ligase activity; protein binding. Lineage: Eukaryota; Metazoa; Arthropoda; Insecta; Diptera; Drosophilidae. Gene Ontology annotation, biological process: positive regulation of JNK cascade; protein ubiquitination; positive regulation of proteasomal ubiquitin-dependent protein catabolic process. The transcript is spliced from 6 exons. The coding region runs from base 420 to 2996 and encodes 858 amino acids. The record is from RefSeq and is a predicted model, not a curated record.